Molecule: messenger RNA, 647 nt
Organism: Ananas comosus (pineapple)
Lineage: Eukaryota; Viridiplantae; Streptophyta; Magnoliopsida; Poales; Bromeliaceae
Product: heavy metal-associated isoprenylated plant protein 47-like
Exons: 3
Coding region: 94-462 (122 amino acids)
Source: RefSeq, a predicted model, not a curated record
UAUAUAUGUCCCUCUGUACUCUGCAAAGAGUUCACUGAGUGUACUUAACCCGUUCUUUAGAAUUGGAAAGAUUAUUUGUUUCCGGUUCCAGCAAUGAAGCAAAAGAUCGUGAUGAAGAUCCCGAUGAACGGCCAGGAGGGUCGGCAAAAGGCCUUAGAAAUUGCCACAAAAAUAGGAGCUGUGGAGUCGAUAGCGAUACAAGGAAAAGAAGGAGAUCAGCUAGUGGUGAUCGGCACGGGAGUGGACGUGAUAAAGUUGCUACAGGCGUUGAGAAAGAAGCUAAAGCUCCGCGCGGAUAUAAUUUCGGUCGAAGAGGUGAAAGACGGGGACGAAGCGAAAUCGGCGGAAAAAAAAGCUCCAUCUGCAACUUCAGAAGCAAUUUACGUUCACUACCCACCGUAUACGUAUCCGACGUAUAGUAUGGGGUACGAUCCGGUCCCGAAUACUUGUUCCAUCCUGUAGCGAGUUUUCAAUAUUAGUCACGGUGUGCUUGUGUGUUUACAUCAUCCUUGUGAACUAUAUGUUUAGCUAUGUAUAAAUAUAUAUGUUUUCGUCGUGUAUAAGCAAGGUACCAUUAUAAUCAUGUAAUUAAGUUUGCAUAUGGGGUAAUAUUAUUGUGUAAUGGUAUGUAUUUUUCUCGUUUAUUA